ACAAAAUAAGUGAACUUAAUUUUUGAUAUAAAAUAAAAGCUGAGCUCUUCGACUGACAUCAAAAACAGUUCAUCUCUCACAAGCGAAGCAACACACUUGCACUCGUUGAAACCGAAAAUGCUUGCCUUCAUUAUAUUAGCUUUGUUCGCCGUAGCGCGUGCUGAUGUUGGUGGUUACAACUACCCAUCCGCAGGCAGUUCUUUUGGCGGAUUGAGUGGCUACCACGGCAGUGAUGGAGCUGCACACUUGAGUGCACCUAUUGGCGGUCAUAGUGUUGGACCCGUGAGCAGUGGCGGUAUUGGUGACUUCGGUAGUCCACUCAGCGCGCCUGUUAAUGCUGGUCAGGCAGCACCUGAAUUCCAGAAGGAAUUCAUCACCUACACCGCACCAGAAGCUGAAUUCGAUGAUGAUAAGUCUCUGGGUGACUUGUCUGGCUCGUUGAAGAAGAACUUGCGUGUAAUCUUUAUUAAGGGACCCGAAAACAAUGGACUCUCAGAAGCUGCCCUCCAAUUGGCCAAACACGCCGGUGAAGAGAGAACCGCCGUCUAUGUGCUGCAGAAACAAAACGACAUUUCCGACUUGGCUCAGCAAUUGCAGAACCUCAACAGACAGAAUACGAACAAACCCGAAGUGCACUUCGUUAAAUACCGCACACCCGAAGAUGCUGCUCACGCUCAACAUGCCAUCCAACAGCAAUACAACGAGUUGGGUGGAAACUCAGUGUCGCAUGAUGGUGGUUUGGCACCAGUCCUGAACUAUGCUUCGCAAGCCCCAGCUGCACCCGUCGCUCCCACCAACUCAUACAUUCCACCCGCAGCACCUGUAGCUCCUGUUGCUCCAGUCGCCUCAGUUGCGCCAUCGAACUCGUACAUUCCACCUGCAGCACCGGCCAACACCUACAUUCCUCCCGCCAGCCAGCCACAGGCACCAAGCGACGCAUACUUGCCAAUUCUUAAGUUCUAAGGUGAUCGCCGCAGUAUGAGACGUUUGGAGUUACGGUCGUACAGAGAUGCGACAUAAGUUAGACAAAUUUUUCUUAAAUUUGCCAUUAUUGUAUAAUGAUGUUCAUGAAUAUGUUAC
Messenger RNA from Bactrocera oleae (olive fruit fly), 1080 nucleotides. RefSeq lists its product as uncharacterized. The record is from RefSeq and is a predicted model, not a curated record. NCBI's taxonomy places the organism in Eukaryota, Metazoa, Arthropoda, Insecta, Diptera, Tephritidae.